Amblyraja radiata (thorny skate) is the source of this 9453-nucleotide messenger RNA. RefSeq names its product diacylglycerol kinase, eta (gene dgkh). The record is from RefSeq and is a predicted model, not a curated record. The coding region runs from base 255 to 3971 and encodes 1238 amino acids. The transcript is spliced from 31 exons. Gene Ontology annotation, cellular component: plasma membrane. Gene Ontology annotation, molecular function: protein binding; ATP-dependent diacylglycerol kinase activity. Gene Ontology annotation, biological process: phospholipase C-activating G protein-coupled receptor signaling pathway. Lineage: Eukaryota; Metazoa; Chordata; Chondrichthyes; Rajiformes; Rajidae.
CCGCAGCUUGCUGCGGUUGCCCAGAGGAUUAAGCUCCAGCCUCCGCGGUUUCACAAAGUCCAGCUCCUUAUAAGGAGGAACAACGAAUCACGUGGAGUCUUCACCAGCGAACUCCCCGAGGCAUGAUUAGUGAAAGCGAGAGAGAAGGAAGAGAUAAGGCAAAGUGACUUAAAGUGGGUGGGGACGGCAUCUUGAUCAAACAAACAGCAAUCGUACAGUCCCUGAGAGAAGCCCGCCUGGGACUGCUGCCGAGUAUGGAGGAGUUGUAUCCCUCUUACAGCCGGAGCCCUGUCUGGGAAGAGAUGGAAUCGGAAAAGGCGGCGGCGGGGGCAAUGGCGGGCCUGGGGCCGGGGGCUCAACACCAGGCGCACGGGGUCAGCUCGGGAGCUGCGGCGGCUGGAGACGAGUCGUCCGAUAGCGAUGGAGAACACGAGGGGCCGCAGAAACUCAUCAGGAAAGUCUCCACCUCGGGACAGAUACGCAGCAAGACGAGCAUAAAAGAAGGAUUUUUACUGAAGCAAACCAGCUCAUUUCAGCGAUGGAAAAGAAGAUACUUCAAAUUACGGGGACGGACUCUUUACUAUGCCAAGGAUUCGAAGUCCCUUAUAUUUGAUGAAGUGGAUCUGUCGGAUGCAAGUGUCGCUGAAUCAAGCACAAAAAACGUUAACAACAGCUUCACGGUAAUUACACCAUUCAGAAGACUAAUUCUUUGUGCUGAGAAUAGAAAGGAGAUGGAAGACUGGAUCUCUUCAUUAAAAUCAGUACAGAGUAGAGAGCACUACGAGACGGCACAGUUUAAUGUGGAACAUUUCUCAGGGAUGCAUAACUGGUAUGCCUGCUCCCAUGCUCGCCCUACAUUCUGCAACGUUUGUCGAGAAAGCCUGUCUGGUGUCACCUCUCAUGGACUCUCCUGUGAAGUUUGUAAGUUCAAGGCCCACAAGAGGUGUGCUGUGAGAGCAAUCAACAAUUGCAAGUGGACAACCCUGGCUUCAAUAGGGAAAGAUAUCAUUGAGGAUGAGGAUGGGAUCGCCAUGCCUCAUCAGUGGCUCGAAGGUAACCUGCCUGUUAGUGCCAAGUGUGCCGUGUGUGACAAGACAUGUGGCAGCGUACUCCGCCUGCAGGACUGGAGAUGCCUCUGGUGCAAAGCCAUGGUGCACACUGCCUGCAAAGAACUGUAUCCUCGAAAAUGUCCUCUGGGCCAGUGCAAGGUGUCCAUCAUUCCUCCCACUGCAUUGAAUAGCAUUGAUUCUGAUGGGUUUUGGAAAGCCAGCUGCCCGCCUUCUUGCGCCAGUCCACUUUUAGUCUUUGUCAACUCUAAGAGUGGGGACAAUCAGGGAGUCAAGUUCCUACGAAGAUUCAAGCAGUUGUUAAAUCCAGCUCAGGUGUUUGAUCUCAUGAAUGGAGGACCUCAUCUUGGAUUACGAUUGUUUCAAAAAUUUGAUACUUUCCGUAUUUUAGUUUGUGGAGGAGAUGGAAGUGUUGGAUGGGUGCUAUCUGAGAUUGAUAAGUUAAACCUGCACAAACAGUGUCAGCUCGGAGUUCUACCAUUGGGAACAGGAAAUGAUCUGGCACGGGUCCUCGGCUGGGGAGGGUCAUGUGAUGAUGACACACAGCUCCCCCAGAUCCUUGAAAAAUUGGAACGGGCCAGCACCAAAAUGUUAGACAGAUGGAGCAUUAUGACGUAUGAGAUAAAAAUACCACCAAAACAUUCCUUGGCAGUGACCCCAGAGGAGGAUGCUGAGGAAUCCCAAUUUCAGAUAUCAGCAUAUGAGGAUUCUGUUGCUGCUCACCUAACCAAGAUCCUCAACUCUGACCAGCACUCAGUCGUAAUAUCUUCUGCCAAAAUUCUGUGUGAAACUGUGAAGGACUUUGUUGCCAAAGUUGGUAAAUCGUACGAAAAGGCCAAUGAAAAUACAGAAGAGAGUGAAACACUGGCAAAUAAAUGUUCGGCGCUGAAUGAGAAGCUGGACUCUCUGCUGCUGACCCUCAGUGACGAAUCCCAAGCCACCAAAAGCCACCAUUGCACAACACCACCUAUUGUGGAGGAGGAAGGUGAAGAAGAAGAGUCCAGUGAAGAAUCCUUAUUCGUGGAGCACAUACCACCGAGGUCUUCCACCCCGAAAUUCAAGUCAAGGGAGCAACUUAUGCUUCGGGCAAACAGCCUAAAAAAGGCAGUGAGACAGAUCAUCGAACAAGCAGAGAAAGUUGUGGAUGAACAGAAUGCUCACACGCAAGAACAGACUGAAGUUGAACUGAAAAAGAACAUUGAGGAGGACUUGAAGGAGGAGGAAAAGGAAGAAGAUGAGACUAAGGAUACCGACAUACAGAGCACUUUCCGGUCUGCUCAGAGAUCCCCUCCAGAGAGACGAAUCCAUCGCACCACCACUUCCUACACUGGUCCAUUUACAACCUCGCCAUUAACUGCUAGCAAGGAAAAUCUCCCGGUGCUGAAUACUAGAAUCAUCUGCCCAGGUUUACGAGCUGGACUUGCUGCUUCAAUUGCUGGAAGCUCAAUCAUCAGCAAAAUGUUACUGGCAAACAUCGACCCUUUUGGAGCAACACCGUUCAUUGAUCCUGAUCCAGACUCUCUGGAAGGCUACACUGAGAAAUGUGUUAUGAACAAUUAUUUUGGAAUUGGAUUAGAUGCCAAAAUCUCCUUGGAAUUUAACAACAAGCGUGAGGAGCACCCUGAGAAAUGCAGAAGUCGGACAAAGAAUAUGAUGUGGUAUGGCGUGCUUGGUACCAAGGAAUUGCUACAGCGAACCUAUAAGAACUUAGAACAGAAGGUGCAACUUGAGUGUGAUGGACAAUACAUUCCUCUACCCAGUCUCCAAGGCAUUGCUGUAUUAAACAUUCCAAGCUAUGCUGGUGGAACUAACUUUUGGGGCGGAACAAAAGAAGAUGAUAUCUUUGGUGCUCCUUCAUUUGAUGACAAGAUCUUGGAAGUCGUGGCUGUAUUUGGAAGUAUGCAAAUGGCAGUAUCAAGAGUCAUCAAGCUUCAGCAUCACAGAAUAGCUCAGUGUCGGUCUGUGAAGAUCACCAUUCUGGGAGAUGAGGGCGUGCCAGUACAGGUAGAUGGAGAGGCGUGGAUCCAGCCACCUGGGGUCAUCAAAAUCGUGCACAAAAACAGAGCGCAGAUGCUGACAAGAGACCGAGCAUUCGAGAAUACUUUGAAAUCCUGGGAAGACAAACUGCGGUAUGACUCUUGCAGACCAGCCCUGAGACCCCAUCUGUACCCGCAGCAGUCAGUAGACCUGGCCACAGAGGAGGAGGUCACCCAGCUGCAGCUCUGUGCCCAGGCAGCCGAGGAGCUAAUCACAAGAAUCUGCGAGGCAGCCAAAAUCCACAGCCUCCUGGAGCAAGAACUGGCACAUGCUGUCAAUGCAAGCUCUCAUGCGCUAAAUAAAACACAUCCAAAGUUCCCAGAGAAUCUUACCAGGAACACAGCAAUUGAGAUUGCUAGUAACGUGAAAGCCCUACAUAAUGAAACAGAAUCAUUGCUCGUUGGAAGAGUUCCUCUGCAACUCGACUCGCCUCAGGAAGAGCAGUUGUCUACAGCGUUGAAUCUUGUGGACAUUGAACUGCAAAAACUUGCUGAAAUUCCAUGGCUUUACCAUGUGCUGCAGCCAACAGCUGAAGAGGACCAUUCAUUGGAAUUUGCCAAAAGAAACAGUCGAAGUGCUAUGUUCCGAAUUGUGCCAAAGUUUAAGAAAGAAAAAACCCAAAGGCAUAAGGCAGCCCCUCAACCAGUUCAGAAAUGGGGCACAGAUGAAGUUGCUUCUUGGCUGGAGCUGCUCAGCUUGGGAGAAUACAAAGAACGCUUCAUCCGUCAUGACAUCCGAGGUUCUGAGCUAUUGCACCUGGAAAGGCGUGAUCUGAAGGAUCUGGGGAUAACGAAAGUGGGCCACAUGAAGCGAAUUCUCCAGGGAAUUAAGGAUCUUGGCAAAAACAUUUCCAUGCCAGAGGUGUAGCUGUUCUGGUGCUAUUUCAGAAAAUAGGGGAGCGUUGUUUGGACUUCACUUACAAGUCCCACAGUUGUAUGACUUUCUGCUGCCUUUACGCUCAGCAGGAUUUAUGACCUCACAGCUGUCACGGGGUGCAAUGUUCAGGCGUUUGCUUCGAUUAAUGUGUUAUUUUCUAACCUUAAACUGUUGUGAAUUAAUUUGAGGGUUGUGUGCCAAUGCAAUUAACCCUCCACAGCCAUUUUAGAUUGUUAACAUGACAAGUCCUAUUAUGCAUUGGUAAACUUGCGUAACCCUCCUGGAUUCAAGGAUGCUGCAAAAUGGCAACUACAGGUGCAUAAUAUUUCAGGACUUCCUUCCGCGAGGGCCGUAGAUCCAAAAAUGGCUUGUUUUUGUUUUCGCUUUACAUAUCGAUUUAAUGCAGACAAUUGCCUUUAAUUUCUUUAGAAGGCAGUAUUGAUUUGUAUCCUAUACGUUUUUUUGGAGUGGACUUGUUAUCAGUAUUUCUUGUCCUAUGAAUAUGGUCUGUGGAACAUAUCACUUGAUGGCCAAGGAGCUUAAUUUAGACUGAAGCAGGAAACACAUGCAGUGUAGCAUGCAUGUAAAUUCUCCCGCAUGGUGUGCCUGCUUGAACUCUUUCUAGGAUUGCAUGAUAUAUGCCUAAUGCUUUUUAAAAGAGAAACACUUGAACAAGUUUUAUAUUUGUUUAAUAGUCCGUAACUUAUUACUACUGAAGUGUUUGUGAAUGAAAAGUUGUUUCUGCUGCUCUGUGUUAAACUUUGCAUGAGCACAUUUCUUUGACAAGGACUGGUUCAUAGGAGUUAUGCCGCCUUAUUCAGACACUGGCAGACAACCCGCUUGCUCGUUUGCGGGUAAUUCAGUGACUGUAUGAUUAAUGAUGAACAGGAGUGUUGGUGACAGGGUAGUACUCAUCACAAUUAUCUCUGUGAUGGAUGUAUUUUUUACAUUAUGUGAGUUUGUGAAUGUGUAUGUAUGCACAUGUGUGUGUACACAAGUGUGUAAAAGUUCACUGGCAAUACAUAAUUCUGGAAUUUAAUGGGCAUGAAAAGCAAUGAUCACAUUUUUGACCUUAGCCACACAGGCCCCUGCCCUCCCUCCUCCCCCAAACACCAAGAUACCAUAUUUCUGGGUGAGCCACAGCUAUUUAAACUUCUGAGUUCUUUGUGAACCUCUGCUGAAUAGAAAAGAAUGGAAAUAUUUAACAAAACCACAAGGAGGCCUGAUUCAACCUGUGCGGACUUGUGCAAUUGGAAUUCCACAGCACAGAAGGUGACCACUCAGUCCAUUGUAUCUGUACUACCUCUUUGACAGAACCAUCCAAUUGGUUCCCCUUAUCUAUUUAAAAAUUUUUUUUUAAUGCAUAUUAAGUUGCCAUUUGAAAGUUGUUCUUUUAUAUAUAUAUCUUCUCCCGUUUCAGCUAACAUUAUUGAAUCACAGUUAGUUGAAAAGAGAAAGUUCUUUCAUCUUCCACUUUUUUGUCAAUUAUCUUAAAUCUAAAAGCAUUAGAAUAUAAUUCUAUGAAACUUACUACUGGAUCUUCAUUUUCAUCGUUGUUCUUAUUUUCAUUAUAAUUUUCAACCUUCCUGAAGAGCCAUUCAGAUAGGCACAUGGAAAUGCAGAGAAUAAAGGGGUAUGGACAUGUGCAAGCAGAUGAGAUUAGUUUAUCUUGAAAUCAUGUUCAAUGCAUACUUUGUGGGCAGAAGGGCCUGUUCCUGUACUGUACCUUUUCUUUGUUCUAUGUUUUCAAAUUCUUCCACAAAUCAAUAACACUCAGCUGUACCAUUCUCCCACCUCAUUCAAAAUGUCUGUAUCAGCAGACUGCCUGCCCAAGGUCAAGUCUCCGAUGAGCCCACACAUAUGCCUGGUUAAUAUUAAAACGGCCAAAACCAUUGUUUCCAUCCGCCAACCUUGACUAUCUUCUCUAGAAGAAUGUAAUGCUUUAUAGCCCCAACAUCCCAUUUGACUCUGACUUGAGUUUCUGAUUUUUCACCACAAAGACCAACAUUUUACAUCUCCAAUUUACACCUCAAUGCCAACUCCACCUCAGUUCUUCCACUGAAACCAUUUGACUUGAUUUUAUUAAAUGGCCUCCAAAAUUGUAAUUUUGUGCUAAAUUUCACUCUGUUUUUGCUAAAUCAACAUCUGAAAUUUAAAAUUUCCAUUCUUUUCUUUAGAUUAUUUUUUCUAUCUUUGUAACACCCAUUGUUACCAUCAUACCCUAGCUAUUUGAUUGAUUGAUGUCUUCUCAAUGCCCAUUCCACUCUUCCCUUUGUUCCAUCAUAAGCAACGUACCUUUUGAUGAUGGGUCUUCGACCAGAAACGUUAACAUUAUUCUUAUUCGCAUGGGUGGUUCUGACCUACUCAGUAUUUCCAGCAUUUUCUGUUUUCACUUUGGACUUUCAGCAUCUGCAGUUUUUGUUUAUAUUUAACAGUUGAGGCCCUUGCAUCUGAAAUUGUCUUCCCAAUCCUAAGCAUCAGUUUUUCUCUUACACUUCCCUGAAGCCAUUUUGUAUGUUAAUGAUAGCAGUAGUUUUGUCCAUUAUUUACAUUUCCACAAAUGUGCAAUAAGAUCAUCUUGCAAUACUGGCUUUGGAAUUUUAUUGAAUUUUUUUACCCGGAAAGAGCAAACAUGGUUCAGAGACACAAGCUGGACCAGAGAGACCAAGUCUUUGGUCGUUAACGUAAUCCAACUCGCAGAGUGGUCAAUUUGUUUUGCAACAAGAAUAACAAAUCCUUAUUUCAAUCUUGAUUAAUCUGCCCACAAAGCGUAAUUGCAUUGUGCGUUAACAUAUAUCGUUGACCUGCAUCACUAUAUUUAAUUAUGUGUGCUGCUCUCUUUGAAAGGUGUUGUACUUGUAUAGAAUUUAUAUAUAUGAAGGAAAAUAGGAAACUGAAUAGGGAUGAAUAUCGGUCUUAAUGCUCAGUCAUUUAAUUCCACCUAUGUUCAAAAUCCUUUCCCCAUGAAUGAAUUGUAAAUGCUAUUUGCUCAUACUGGCAUGUAAAAUUAAUUCCCUUUUUUGGGUCUCCUGCACAGUCUGACAAAAGAGCUCGCUCUGUUCUCACAAAAUGCAAUGCAAAGCAUAUGCCUGAAAUUAUUUGAGCUGUUUAGCCCUUUUCUAGAUUUGUAUCGUAUUCAAAGGAAAUCUCUUGUUCCUUGUGCUCUUUACCAUCAUCAGAUUACUUGAUUAUGAACUGUCGACAAGGCCAAGAUCUUAAACCAUUAUCAGGUUAUCCAUACUUAGUAGCAAUUGGGCCCAUAGUAGUGGUAACGAUGAAUUAGUUGUACAUCCAGUGAUACUGAAAUUUACAGGAGAGACAGAGACUUGGUCUUCCACAGGGCAGAAAUUGGGAGGAGGUGGGGAAAAAGGCAGGUUGGAGCUGUUAACAGUAGCUUUGAAUCAUGAAAUAGAGAGUGGUUGUUGCAAUCUAGAGAUUGCACAAUAUGCUCUUGUUUGUAUAUUAAAGUUGAAUAUGGGCAGCAAAACCUGCAUUUAUUUGCAAAAAAUAUUCCUGAAAUCUGAUAGAGAAUGUCAUGUACAGUGUGCAAGGCUCUACAGUACAUUGUUAAUUCAGCACUCUUAUGUGUAUAUAGUUGAAUCAGAAGUUUCCUAAGAACGUAGAUACAGAUUUUGUGCAGAAAUGCCAGGAUAUUAAUUGUUAGCAGUUUCUACAUUUCAAUUGGAAAGCUAGCAGUUGCUCUCAGUUGCUAUCAGUGGCAGCAAGUUGCAUUCUGAUGAUGGUGUCAGGUGCAGUGUAGACGCACAGACUUGCUCUAAAUGCCUUAUACUUGCACGCACAAAACAAUCCUGCACUGGGUGUGAAGAGUGGCCACUGGUGUUUAAAUGGAAGGGAGAGCAUGAGAUCUGUUUUUAGCAAGGUUCUAGGUUUAGGUUUACUCUUUUUUAAUCUUUCUAAGUGAUGAGUUGGUGAUUUUGAUUAUUUAAAAUGUUAGGGAGUCUUUUCAAGUGUUUUACAGUAUUUAUACCUUUUAUUAAGGUGCCUUUAGCUUUUAUUGUGAUUAUUUUUAUGUUUUCAAAUUUGGAACGUUUCCAAGACCUUUCGAUAGAUUUGGCAGGGCUUGAACAAGGGUUUUGAUUUUGCUGGUUGUCUGAGGGCCUUUUGCACACAAAGUUAGUUUUGACCACCUGUAGUAAUCCCACUACAAUGCAAAAGCUCAUUCUGCAGAACAAGAUCUUGCCACAGAGGAUUCCACCUAGCAAUCUCUGGGAGAUCCUGCUGGAUCAGCAGAACUUGACUUUGAUUUUUUUUACAGCUGUCACUGAGAGCAGUAACCGUAAAUAGGUUAAUAGUGGUGCAAAGGAAUGUCCCAGCUAUUAGAUACUAAGUUGAAUAGAGUAAAGACUGAAAUAUGCUUGGACCAAAUGGUCUCUUUCUUUGCCUGAAGGAAGAGCUUCUGAAGAAAAGCAUAAUUUUUAAUCUUGUGUGAACAAGUGCUGAACCUCCUCUAGCCAUCCCUUAAAUAGAUAGCACAGCAUAGUGCAGAACCCAGCACUCUAACACCAGUCACAAUGCUGUUGGACAGUGUAAUAACUGAGAAUACAAAAUGUGACACCAUUCACCACCCUCCUUCAGUAUUUCACACCAAAAAUCAUCUUCCUGCAUUGGUUCAUUCGAGAUCAUAGGCUUCUGCAUCUCCAAGACACAUCUCAUUGCACUAGAUUAACUAAACUGCUGUAGAGGGCAGUUUACGCAAGGUGGGAAACAUGACAAUUUAAGAAAUUAAAGCCAAGGCAAGCUUGACAUCCCCAAGUUGCCCUUCCAAAGGAAAAUAUAAAGGUGGCACGAGCAGUGUGCCAGGUAAACAGUAGAAUCUGAUAUCUCAAGCAUCUCUGUUAUCAAGACUUCUAGUAUCACUAAAUCCUGUAGUGGUUUUGUCUAGUAUAUUUCUUUCCAGGAUUUUCCUGGAUUUUAUCCCACCUGUGGUAGUUAUGCAUAGAAAACGUAUUCAGAGUAUCUGCAUACUCCAGCAACAAAAGAAAUGUUGUAAUAUUAUUCUGUGAGCAUUUCCAGAAACUGAUUGAACAGCAGUUACAGUUCCUACUCAGAUUGGAUAAAGAUGAGUGUACUUGAAUAGCAAGCAAUGCUCAAAGGAUAAAAAUAUCACAUGGCCCAUUGGAAUGGAACGGAAUUGAUUGGGUCAAGGAGGGAUUAAGAAUGGGAGAGAUUAAUCAAAGGGAUAUUUUCAGAACGUGUAAUCCAGGCCAAAAUUAAUGUUCACAGACACUAGUGCUGAUGAUGGAUACAUGAUAAACAACUGAACUUUGGCGAAAACACCAAUAGAGUUAAUGAACUAAUGAUUUUGUGGCUGCAUAUAUUUUUCAGAAGGCAUUUCAUAAAGUUUCUUAUAAUGGAUUUGUUAACUAAAAGGACAGUGGUAAUGUUGAUACGAAAUUAUCUUAAGGCAGAAAGUAGAGAGCAGUUCUUCAUCAAUAACGGUAUAACCCUUGAG